UUCUGUAUUCUGCCUGUGCCCAGCUCGGCUAGAGGGGGCGAUGCGAAGGCGGAAGUCAGCUGUGGGGAGGAGAAGCCCAGACACGGGAAGCUGAGGGCCGGGAGUCGCGAGUGAAACCUCUCCUCAGCACCUGAGAUGUUUGCUCCCGGCGGGUCCGGUGGCUCUUCCAUUCCUAGGAGAAGAGGCCAUGGGGCCCAUGCCCUUCCUAAACAGCCAGAAAGAAGCCUGGCAUCUGCUCUGCCCGGUGCUUUGUCCAUAACGGCUCUGUGUACCGCCCUGGCAGAGCCAGCAUGGCUACAUAUCCAUGGAGGAACGUGCAAGCGCCAGGAGUUGGGGGUGGCGGAUGUGCUUGGGGCGGAGGAUCCUGAGCUGCUGAUCAAGUUCUGUAUGAACCGUCAGACUAUCCUUCUCCUUCGCGUCAUUGCUGGCUUCUGCUUCCUGGGCAUUGCCUGCAGUAUGACUGCCUUCUUGCUUGAUGUCUUUGGGCCCAAACACCCAGCGCUGAAGAUUACACGGCGCUACGCCUUCGCACACAUCCUGACAGUUUUGCAGUGUGCUACAGUUAUUGGUUUCUGCUACUGGGCCUCAGAGCUCAUACUUGCUCUCCAGCAGCAGCACAAACAGUACCAUGGCUCUCAAGUCUACGUCACCUUUGCUGUGAGUUUCUACUUAGUGGCCGGAGCAGGUGGAGCAUCCAUACUGGCCACCGCAGCCAACCUCCUGCGUCAUUAUCCCACAGAAGAGGAGGAGCAAGCUCUGGAAUUGCUUUCAGAGAUGGAAACUGACUCUUACCCUUCCGAGUAUGACGUCAUGAACCCCUUUCAGCCACCUCCUGCUUACACUCCGUAACAAGGCUCUCGGGGAGGGAGCCGACAUCACUCAUGAGACUAUCUGCCUACACCACGUAGAGCACCUGCAUCCAAGGGAGAACAUUCUGGCCAAUCUGGCCUAGAUAUGGAAACCGGCAGCCAUGUUGUCCAGGCAGAUGUCACACUUUUGCUUCCCUUGCUCUUUGUUUGGUAUAUAAUGUUAUAUUUUUGUGAAUGUUCACAACUUAGAGAUGCUUCUAAUCUAAUACCGCUUUCACUCCUGAUAUACAGUUUAAUCCAAGAUACAAAAUUGAAUUGGCUGACCCUCUUCACAAAAGGCUAAUAUCUGCUGCCAGUGUUUGGUUCCUGAAGACAGAGGGUCUUUCUGUAAUUGUACUAAGAAUUGAGGCAUUACAUUUCCAAUCAUUUCAUGAAACAUAGUGAAAGGUUUGAGGCUUAGGGUACGGAAGAGUGUCAGCUGUAGAAGAUAGGCAAAUGUAGAAAGGUCUAGGUAGGAUUAGUUAGGACUGAUAGUCUGUUGAAUGAUGUGUUUGAAACUCAUCUACUCUUGGUAAAAGGGUAACCAGAGACCAGACCUGUUUGUCUGAACCCAGUGGUUUGCAAUAUUUUAGUGUGAUUGGCAAAAUCUACUCUUCUUUUCUAGGGGUUUUUGGUUUAUUUGGGGUUUGUUUUUGUUUUUUUAGCACCCAGACUUACAGUGUACCUGUGACCUAUACAAAGUAGAGACAGCUAUUUCAAUCAUCUGACACCACCACAACAUGAGGCAUAAAGUGCUUCAACCCUCAGCAGUGUCACUAUUUUUUUAUUGAAUUUAUAGGCUGCAUACUUCUGGCUAUUGGUUCAGUCCACAAGAUGGCUGCCUCCAGUUUGAGUAGCUGGCUCACGCACUUUAAUGUAUGGGUGAUAUUUAUAUACCUGUGGUGUAUAUAGUCUUUAGUUUUUAAGUGAUUCCAAAGUGGAUAUUUUCUUCUGGCCUCCAGGAGCACAAUAGGCAGUUACCAGGCAGGCUCUUGGCAAAAGGAGGAAAAAAGAAUACCAGAGCAUUAUUUAACAACCCUGAAUCUUCGCCCCAGAAACUAUAUUUAAUUUACGUAUUUAUAACGUACAAAAUGGAAGAUCAUUCCAUUGCCUCCUUAACAGCAGAAUAAUUUUAAACAAAUAUUUUGACAAGAAGGGUACAUUUUAAAUAAAUUAUUAUAUUUUAAAUGGUUUUACUUAAAUAAUUGAUAAUGGGGAUAAAGAAGGACAUUAACAGAAACCGUUCCCCUGGUAAAUGUAGAAACUGUUUUUGCCUAUAGCAGCCAAACUUUGGCUUUCUAAACUUUAUUUAAAAAAAAAAAAAAGUAUAACAGAACCUGAUCUACACAGUAUCCUGUAGAAUAUUUUUCAGAUAUGUCCUCCAGUGUAUCAUAGGAACCUUUGGUAGGGUGUGGAAAUGGGGAAAUAGACUUUGCUAAAACAAUGUUUGUCUUUGGUUUUGAUUAUAAUUUUCUGUUGGUUUGUGCCAUUGUCCCAACGGACAUUGGUACUGAAAAGCCUUAACGUAACUUGUUUGAUUUGAUUGCAGUCCCUGAUUUAAAAAAAAGCAAUUAACAUUGUAAUAAUUUUAUGUUUCUGAGCAUGAAUAUAAAUAACCUCCAGUUCAUUUCUGAUACACAAGGUGGGAGUAGACAUAUUGAAAACCUGUGGUCUUCUGUAUAAAUUUAUAUUCCUCUUAAUUUAUUCCGUUACAGCAUCACCUUUUAUAUUAAAUGUAACUGUUUCACAAUAAAACGUACAAAAAUA
Messenger RNA from Pseudophryne corroboree (corroboree frog), 2615 nucleotides. It is a transcript of the gene TMEM127, whose product is annotated as transmembrane protein 127. Gene Ontology annotation, biological process: negative regulation of TOR signaling; negative regulation of cell population proliferation. The record is from RefSeq and is a predicted model, not a curated record. Gene Ontology annotation, cellular component: membrane. Lineage: Eukaryota; Metazoa; Chordata; Amphibia; Anura; Myobatrachidae. The coding region runs from base 136 to 849 and encodes 237 amino acids. The transcript has 4 exons.